GCGGCGGCGGCGGGAUGAAUGGCAGGGGGAAUGCUGGCUGACGGAGGAGGAGGAGGGCAGGCUGGGCAGAUGCAGCACCCGGACUCGGCGCCCCCCAAGGUGGCGCUGCUUCUACUGCGUUUCUCGAGAAGGAAAGUGCCGGGCCGCCGGCUCUCCAACGCGCUUCCUGGAAGUCCUCUUGUAUCUGCGUCCCCCCCCCCCCCGCCCUGCAUCUGACCCAUCGCCCUGCCUUGUGCUGGUGUCAAGGGGAUGUCGGGCUGUGGGUCCUCAGAGGCCCCCGGCGCUCUUGCUUGACCCUCCUCCCCAGGGCGCUUGAAGUCCCGCUUGAGUCUUGGGACGAAUGGAGCCCGGGGACAGGGGAGGGCUCUCGGCCAGUGAUGAUGACACGACUCUUAGCACUCACACGCGAGCCUCUUUGCUCUUUACUGCGCCAGACGAGAAGAAGAAAUGAAAUCCUUUCCUCUGACACGAUGAUGGAAGCCUUUUCAAAUAUCCGCCUCCCGCUGCGGAGUAUGCUGCUAUUCCGAGAUGAGGAGCCUCUCUCCUCGUGCAUUCGGGAAUAUCUUAUAGGAUAAUUGGAUCAAAAGAUUUCUGCAUCAUUAUUUAGUUUGUUUGUUCGUUUAUUGUGCUCUUCCUCCAAGGAAACCAGAGAGGUGUGCAUGGCUAUGUCUGUCACAAUAGUCCUGUGAGGAUUUCUUUGGUGUCAGCAUGAUUGUCCCUUUAUUAAGCCUUCAUAUCAAGUCUAUAGGAGCAAGCCCAACGGUUGCGGGAGUGCUAGGAUCUUUAUAUGGUGUGCUGCAGCUCUUUUCGAGUACUUUAGUGGGUUCUUGGAGUGAUGUAGUAGGAAGUCGUUACUGUCUACUUACCUGCAUUCUCUUUAGUGCAUUGGGUUAUCUUGUUCUUGGCAUGUCCACCAAUGUGUUUUUAUUUGCUGUUUCCCGGACCAUUGUGGGAAUUUUCAAACACACACACUCUGUUUCUAAAGUUCUCAUUUCGGACUUGGUUUCUGAGAGGGAGCGCCUUCUAGUGAUCGGACAUUUCAAUGCAGCCUCAAGUGUUGGUUUCAUCCUGGGACCCAUGGUUGGAGGCUAUCUCACUGAGCUCGAGGGUGGCCUUUACCUGACAGCCUUCAUCUGUGCUUCCAUCUUCAUCCUGAAUGCUGGCCUUUGCUGGAUGCUGCUAUGGUAUGAAGAAAAGACCCAUGGAAAGGAAUGUAUCACUGGUAGCAAAACAAAAGACAGUCUCUCAUCAGAAGCAAAACACAACCUGCAAAUUGAAUCAGCAUCUCAUGGAGCUAUAAAGUGCAGUACUCCUAGACCCUGUUGGACUCAAGCUAUAUCUGUGCUGAAAAGGCUCAGUGGAGUUGCUAGUUCUGACAUCUGGGAUAUUUUUCUGGUGCGACUACUGAUGUCUGUGGCAGUGAUGCUGUACCAUAGCAAUUUUGUCUUGGCUCUUGAAGAGAGAUUUGGAGUGAAACCCAGACUUACUGGCUACCUCAUAAGCUACAGCAGCACCCUUGGAGUAGCUGCUGGCUUUCUGCUUGGACCAAUCACAAGACUCUAUCACCAUAAUACCUAUGCCAUUUUACUACGAUCCACUCUCGUCACCUGUGUGUUCCUUUUGCUGUACUCUUUAUCAGUAAGUAUGUGGACUGUGAUCUUAUCUUCCACGCUUCUAGCAUUUUCAACCACUGUAGGACGUACUUGUAUUACAGACCUUGAGCUCACCUUGGGUGGGAACCAGGCCAGUGGCAUGCUCAUUGGUGUUGGUCAGUCUGUGUCAGCUGUGGGUCGCAUAGUUGCCCCUCUUCUCUCAGGUAUUGCCCAGGAAUUUAGCCCUUGUGGGCCCCCCAGUCUUGGAGUUCUGUUGGGAUUUGCGGCUGUUCUGAUCAUGAUCUUCAAUCAAUCACGAUACUGUGGUGGCAGCAGCCCCAAAUUGAAAAGCACAUAGUGGGCUGUUUGGAACACUGUUACUUAAAAUUAAAGACAGAACAACGGAGAGAAAUUUAGGGUUUUGUAUCAAGAAUGGUAAGUGUUUGAGCAAACUGUGCUUGAGUUAUAGGAAGUGUUGGAAACUAAUGGUACACAGUCAAAGAACAAGAGGCUGGAUGCAUCUUCCAGGUUUUUUCGUAGGCCUGUCCACUAAACAGUGUUAAAUCGCAACUGGUGGAAGGUGACAUAGCAGAUUGUAGUGCAAAAACACAGCUUCAGCAUUACAUCUGUUCAAAUAAUGUGAAACGAGGAGAUGGAAAUACUUGAAAAGCAAGUGUGAUAAUCGGAUUAGAUUGUCUCCACAUAUCUGGUACUUCAAAUGACUGCAUGUCAUUGCAGUGGUUUACAGUAUCUGAUAAAGCAUCUGAUAUACUGGAGAAUGAUAGGUUGGUGGUCCAGUUGGAUCUCAAAAUGUGAGACAGUUCUCUGAAAGGAGAUAGGCAGAUCCCAGAAAAGACAAGGCUCUUACAGUGUUGCAGUUCUGAAAGUGGGAUGAGUCUCUGGUUAUAAUGCAGCCCACAUCUGUGUGUUCUUGCUAGCAGCUUUAGAUCCUUGCUUUAGAAUCAUUGCAGCACUGGAGGAAAAACACUUAAGUCUGAAUGUGCUUGAAACUUGUAAUGGUAUUGCUGCUCAGGCAUUUACAAAGCAAGAGCCAAGAAGCCCAUGGUGAGUGUUUAAAAGUUGAACUUCUCUUUUUCAAUAGCUAUAUGAAGUUCUGGCCAAGAUAUUUCUCUCUCUCUCUCUGAUGGUGUGCACAAGUUCUGUCCUCAAGCAGGUAUCCUUUGUACCUGUCAGAGGAGGCUGGGAGAACUGUCCUUUGCAACAGAAGAAUUUGGAAGGUUUGGGCUGUGCCACUUCUUACAAAACAAAACAAAUGAACUCUACUCUCAUCCAUUAAAUAAAUAAAUAAAAGUGUAUGCACAGAUAUGUCCCAAUGCUGGGCAUCCCCUCCAUUUCACUCAUACCAAAGAUCAGCUGCUUGAAAUAAAAACAUGUUUAAUGAAUGGCUACUGGAAUGCAGUGAAAUUUCAUUAAAGUUUGCUGUUUAGUUUAAAAAAAAAAAGCACUAGCAGACCUGAAUAUAACCUACAAAGCUCAACACAAUGACACAACAGCCUAUUGUUAUAGCCUAUAAGUACAUAACAGCCCUGCUACCUUUACAGUUUGAGGCAAGCACAAAAACACUAAAUUUGGUGAGGGUCACAAGUUGUGCAGGCUGUAAAUACAAAGAAAAUGAACCUUGUGUAAAAUGAAUGUAUUCACCAAACACACAAGACAGAAAUAAGUGACUGAAGAGUCCUAUAACCGGUCUGAGUGGAGGCUGCAAGUCUAAGCACCUUUACUUCCAAGUAAGCACCCUUGACUUAGAUCAGGCUUUGGGCCUAAACACAGAUUGCAUUUUUUCCUUCAGGAAAAGUCACUUUGGGGGGGAUGAUUUGGAGAAGACGCUCAUUGUUUUUCUUGCCCAUUGCUUCUGUGCUCUGGAUGGAAUAUGCUUCCCCCCCUGUGGAAUUCUGGCCAUGUGUUUUGCAUUGCAAACUUGUUGGAACUUGGGAGUGCAUUGGAGCAAAGAAGCAAUGGUUAAACCUUGUCCCCAGUCAUUCUCCUCCACAUUUCCCCCUCCCAGUGUCUUUUUUCCCCAAGAAAAGGGGCCUGUCAGAGUUCAGUUCCAUAUAUAUUGUGCAAAAAUAUAGUUAGGUCUUGUUUUCCAUGGUUAAAAUCAGAGUGCAAGGUAGGUACAGCCUGACCUUAUGCACGUGUGUUUUGUUUGUUUUUGUUUUGCAAGUAAAUCCUACAGAACUCCAUACUACUUCUUCCCAAGUGAAUAUGCAGAGCUUGGCAGUUAUAAAACCAGAUGCCUCGUUCACUUGCUCACAACCCAAGACACUGAAACUACAGUUCUUUAUAAACUUUACAAAUCCCGAAAAUAUACGUUGUCUAAUGUAGCAGAAUAAAAAAUGGAGGUUUUUUUCUUUAUUUAUCUGUGGAGUAUUUGGGACAAAGGAGGCCUGUAACAUAUGUCCUCUCAGGGAUGCAUUGUGUUUUGUUUUUGAAGACGUUUGAAAUAACUUUGAUUUGUUCUUUAUAAAGUUACUUCUCUUAAAA
Molecule: messenger RNA, 4097 nt
Organism: Hemicordylus capensis (graceful crag lizard)
Lineage: Eukaryota; Metazoa; Chordata; Lepidosauria; Squamata; Cordylidae
Gene: SLC67A2
Product: major facilitator superfamily domain containing 9
Exons: 6
Coding region: 709-1950 (413 amino acids)
Biological process (GO): transmembrane transport
Molecular function (GO): transmembrane transporter activity
Source: RefSeq, a predicted model, not a curated record